Cylicocyclus nassatus is the source of this 1742-nucleotide messenger RNA. The record is from the annotation of a GenBank genome assembly. NCBI's taxonomy places the organism in Eukaryota, Metazoa, Nematoda, Chromadorea, Rhabditida, Strongylidae.
GCGCAUCUUUCUGCGAUAAAAACAUCGAUAACCUGUUCUGGCAUCAAUGAAGUGUCCACACUCACCUUUCCGGUUUGCUCGCAAACCGCUGUUCCAUCAAUCGCAUAAAGCUAAUAGACGAUUUUCACAGUUAUUGUCUCAUUGACAGAUGUUCUGGCCUGUUCUAUGGCUGGCCACUAGUCUCGGACUAGGAGUACUCGCUCAGUUUAACCCAUCAAAUCCUUGCUUCUGUAAAAUCGGCGAGGCUGUGGACUCAUGCCGUUGCGAUGAACCGAACAUCGAUCAGCUGAACAAUGUGCAAAUUUACGAAAAAUUGCAAAAACUACUCAAGAGGGACUUUUUCCGCUUUUAUCGGGUCAAUAUGGACAAAGGAUGUCCAUUCUGGCCGGAUGACCGGCAAUGCGGCACGAAACAAUGUGGCAUAGCAUUCUGUGAUGAUGAAGUCCCUGCUGGACUUCGACAGCCGUCCGUUGCAACGGAUUGCCCAAGCGCUGGACAAAAGAGCAAUGAUUUCGAUCCUAUGGAUCGUAGUCUUGACGAGGGAGUUCGGGAACAGUUGAGGGAAAUGGAUAUUCACGAUGAUCUGGAAAACAAAUUUUGCGAAGUUGAUGCCGAAGAUUCCACCGCAAUGCAUUAUGUUGACUUGUCGAAAAACCCCGAGCGAUAUACAGGAUACUCGGGCGAUUCUGCAAUAAGAGUGUGGAAGAGUAUCUAUCAAGAAAAUUGCUUCAAGCCCGAUAUGAAAUUUGACAAGAACUUCCUUGCCAAUCCGAAUAAUUUUGGACUUUGCCUAGAAAAACGAGUGUUUUAUCGGCUGAUAUCCGGGUUCCAUUCCGCCAUCACCAUAUCAAUAGCUGCGUACAAUUAUAAGCAGCCUCCUGGUGGAUUUGGAGUAGGAACAUGGUUCCGCAAUACGGAAAUGUUCGCUGGUCGAUUUGGCACCAAAUGGAGUUGGGAGGGGCCCCAGCGAUUGAAGAAUGUUUAUUUCGUGUUUUUACUGGAACUACGCGCUCUGUUGAAGGUUGGGCCAUACUUGCAGAACGAACUGUUCUACACUGGAAAUGAGAAGGAGGAUAUAGAAACCCGAGCAGCUAUCGACGAGCUGCUGGAUAUCAUCAAACAGUUCCCUGAUCAAUAUGAUGAGCAUGAACUUUUUACGGGUAUCGAAUCACAUGCCAGGGAACUUCGGGAAGAGUUCAGAUCACAUUUCCUCAACAUAUCCCGAAUCAUGGACUGCGUCGGGUGUGACAAAUGCCGAUUAUGGGGAAAAGUGCAAAUCCACGGAAUGGGCACAGCACUGAAAAUUCUCUUCUCUGACCUUCCUUAUUCUCAUCAUUUGAAUGGGCAUGGCGGUUCCACAGCUCCUCCAUUCCAGUUAACUAGGAACGAAGUAGUGUCACUAUUCCAAAGCUUGGGACGGUACUCAUCAAGUAUCUACGAAGUAGGAGAGUUUAGAAAGGAGUUGAUACCACAACAUCGAGGAUAUGAUGAAUUGUAACGAGAAUGGCCAUGUCUUUACAGUGCCUAAUGGUGUCUAUCCGCUCAGAUACUUGUAUUUACUUUCUACCUGUGGUUUUAUCACAUAUGCAUGUAAUAGUUGCUAGUUAGGGUAUAGAUGUACUGUACUUGCUUUUUUCACCCUUUGCCUCGCGCCUUGCUUUCGCCGUAAGUUCGUUUGUGCGUAGACGAGGCAUUAAUAAGCGCUCUUCACACAUUGUAUAUUUUUUCGUAUGUAUGGGUUU